AUGGACUCAGACUCACACAUCACAGAAGUCUUCCAGAGAGAACUCAUGUGUGCCAUCUGCCUCAAUUGCCUUAUAGACCCAGUCACCAUAGGCUGUGGACACAGCUUUUGCAGGCCCUGCCUCUGCCUUUCCUGGGAAGAAGCCCACACUCAUGCCUCUUGCCCAGAGUGUAGGAAACCAUCACAACAGAAAGACUUCAAAACAAAUAUUACUCUGAAGAAUUUAGUGUCCAUUGCCAGAAAGGCCCGCCUCUUGCAAUUCCUGAGCAUUGAGGAACAGAUGUAUGGUACCCACAGGGAGAAGAAGAAGAUGUUCUGUGACGUGGACAAGAGCCUGCUCUGUUUGCUCUGCUCUAACUCCCAGGACCAUAGAGCUCACAGACACUGUCCCAUUGAAGUGGCAGCUGAGGACCACCUGGAGAAUAUCUUAAAGCAAAUGAGCUCUUUAUGGAAAAGGAUGCAAGAAAAUCAUAGAAAUCUACAUGAGAAGAGGAGAACAAUCCUCUUGUGGGGGGGCUAUGUGCAUCUAUGGGAAAAGAUGAUCCGAGAUGAGUACAGGAAGCUGCCUCCAGCUCUCCAAGAGGAAGAAAAACAACAUAUAGAGAGACUGACAAAGGAAAGCCAAGAGAUUUUUCAGCAACUUAAUACAAGUGAGGCCAAAAUGGAUGAAAAGAGGAAACAACUAAAAGAAAUGUACAGCACACUGAUGGAAAUGUGCCAGAAACCAGAUGUGGAGCUGCUCCAGGAUUUCGGAGAUAUACUGGCAAGGAGUGAGUCCACGUGCGAAAACAAACUAUAA
This is a messenger RNA of Microcebus murinus (gray mouse lemur), 798 nucleotides long. NCBI's taxonomy places the organism in Eukaryota, Metazoa, Chordata, Mammalia, Primates, Cheirogaleidae. The record is from RefSeq and is a predicted model, not a curated record.